This is a messenger RNA of Coccidioides immitis RS, 1356 nucleotides long. RefSeq lists its product as uncharacterized. NCBI's taxonomy places the organism in Eukaryota, Fungi, Ascomycota, Eurotiomycetes, Onygenales, Onygenaceae. The transcript has 2 exons. The record is from RefSeq and is a predicted model, not a curated record. The coding region runs from base 242 to 1270 and encodes 342 amino acids.
UUGAUGCCGGGCUAGUGAGCUAUUCUUUGUCGUUUACUUCUUUCUCUCAUAUUGUUUGGAUUGUCAAUCCUUGCACCCUUUUUUUGUCUGGGAUCUUCUAAACUUAGAUUUCCCCAUAGAUCGAGGUCGAAUUGCUCCUGCUGCUUGUUCUGAAUCUGGACCGAAAAGCGUACGCAGUCUGUGUGGGAUUGUCAAGAUUGCUUUCGAGAAAGGGAAAGUAAAGAAGGCGGAAAAAGAACAAAUGGCACAGAAGAUGGCCCUUGGGCCGGCGCGCAGCUUUGGCGAGGCGAUUGCCGUCCAGCCGCUUUCGUCGCACACCUACGCCGCCAAUCUUCGGAAGGAGUGGUGCAUUGGAACCGUUCCCAAUGGAGGUUACGUAGCAUCUGCUUUCUUCAACGUCGCCCGCACACACAUGCGCCAGACCCAUCCGACCAUGCACAACGGCCGCGCCGACCCGAUCACCAUGCACCUCACCUUCCUCCGACGCACGGAAACCGGACCCGCAACAUUCAGCGUCACAGACACAAAACUAGGCGCGCGCACGUCGACUCUACACAUCACCCUCUCGCAGAACGACCGCAACGGCGGCGUCCGCGAGGAGGUAGCGGGCUACAUCACGGUGUCCAACUUCGACACCGAGGACGGACCCAGCAUGGUCACGGGAUUCAACCUGGCCCCCGCGCCUGCGCCCGGAGGUGAUGGUUCCACGCCGGUGGAUCUGGCGCGAUUGGUCAGGGACGGGAAGGAUGGGACCUGGUCGCGCUUCGAAGUGCCGUUUACGUCGCUGAGAACGGCAUCGAGACAGAUCGAGAUAUACACGCCUAGGGAGCUGGAGAAGGUGCGGCGUGGGUUUGUCGAGCAGUGGGUGCGGUUUAAGCCGUAUGGUCAGGUGUCGAGGUGGACGGAUGAGACGCUGGGUUUCCUGGUGGAUAUGUUUCCGAUGAUGUUGGAGACGUUUGAUACGAAGCCAUGGAAGGGGGCGGGACAGCGCGAGGAGAAGGAUGAGCUGCGGAAGUACUGGUAUCCGACUGUGUUGUUGAAUGUGGAGUUCAAGAAGAGAUUGCCAAAAGAAGGGGUGGAGUGGUUGUACUCCAGAGUGCACACGAAGAUGUUGGAGAAUGGGAGGAUGGAUUUGGAUAUUGUGGUUCUGGACCAGGCGGGUGAUAUUGUUGCGCUGAGCAAUCACGUUGCGUUGGUUGUUGGUGCAGAGAGAAAUACCAGCGAAAGAGGAAGUAAUGGGAAUGGAAACGCGAAGCCGAAUAAGCUAUAAGGCAGCCGAAUCUCGUUGAUUGCAUGUGCUAUGUGAGCCCCUUUUUGCUUCAGCUUGGUAUAUAAUCGAUAGAGUUAAGGCUUCUA